GUAAGUUGGGGCAUGCUGUGCCGACGUUAAACUGACAUUCAAAAAUCAAAAAGGGCUCUUUAAAAACAUUUUAUCUGCGCGUUUCAAUUGAAUUCGAUAUAUUUGAAAAUCCGAUUUGAUAAUCGCGCCUAGCUCCGCAUAUCGACCGGUGCCAUCUCUAGUGCCAGAAUGUGGCAGUUUGAAAACAAAAAGACAACUGAAAUGAAAGCCUCCGACAAAGACGAGGGCUUCUGCAAAAAGUUCUUGUCGCAGCGUUCCCUGGCUGCGAUAUCCAUGCAUAGCACGGGUCGUCAGGUGGGCGACGACGUUUCCAAGUUGUUGUCGCUCAGUCUCGAAGAAGACAUUUCCAACCUGCUGGGCGAGGCGGGAAAGUACAUGCGGCGCAUCCGGGAGCAUAGGCUGGAUUUGUCGCACAUCCAGCAUGCUGUCCGGAUGGACGACGACCUUGGUAUGGACAUUUUCUUCAGACUGAUCGUGAGCGGAGUUGGCCCAAGACAUCUGCUCGAAGAGAAUCCCCUUGUUGCGGGCGGCGCUCUUUCCACCGAACCUGGUCCCGUCCCUCUCGCUUCCGGUCAGGAAUCUGAACCGGAGAUUCCUCUUGACCCGGCCAACUCCCACGCAGGCUGGCUGAAGGCGGAGCAGGUGCUGCUGAUGCCGAGCAAGCGUUAUCCGCUGACCAAGGAGCAGCAGUACUUCUUCGGGCUGGUUACCGAAGCCUGCGUCGGCACCUCGGAGUCCCGGCGCCAGCGGGCGCUUCAAACCCUCUCCACAGAUCCCUCACUGGAGGGGCUACUGCCCACGCUCAGCGCGUUCAUCGCGGAGAUGACAAUCUCCAACGUGGCCCAGGAGAACAUCGCGAUUCUCUUCUACCUCAUGCGGAUGGUCAGAGCUCUUUUGGCAAACACCAGGUUGAAUUUGCUACAAUAUCUCCACCUGAUCCUGCCGGCCGUUCUAACCUGUCAGCUCACCAAAUUAUCGCCCGACUUGGAGAAACAAUGGGCUUUGAGGGAGUACUGUGGCAACAUAAUAGCCCAUAUAUUGCGCCACUUCGAUGCCUCCGAAAACAUCAUCCUUCCUAGAGUUAUUGGGGUUUACCAAAGGGCUCUCACAAAGGAGCCUCUGGCGACGGUGUUUGGAGCAGUCAUUGGCCUGGGAAAGUUGGGUAGUCACGUGGUGCGCGCCUGCAUUGUGCCUCAAUUACCUCAUCUAUCUAAGCGCAUCGAGCCUCAUCUGAGCUCGACUGCCACCGAUGGGAUCUCCACCCCCAGUCUGGACAGACAGGCUGCUAAGUACAUUCGUCAUCGUGUAGCAAAGGUGUGCCCCCCGGUGCUAAAGAGAAUUCACGAAGCACCUGAUCUCCCGGAUCAGUAUGCGCUUACCUACGGAUUUUUGGGUCCGUCGUUGUGUGAUUCCGUCGUCGUAUCUCGCGUCACGGUGGAAGCGUUGGCUGCAGCCAAGAUGGAGGCUGAAAAGGCGUCAAAAAUGCACCAACGCCAAUCGGCUGCCGAUCAACACAGUAACUCAAGACGUGCAGGAGCUGUAUGUGCCGUCUCGAAAGCUCCAGUCAUUGGCAAACAGAAGCCCAGGAACGGAGUUCGUUGCAGCAGCGAUGUUCCCAAAUCUAGUUGUCAUAAUCUCCUUGUGAAUGGAAAGAUCGUCAAGAUCCUGCCGCGGAUAUCGCGCAAUCCAAUAGUUCCGAAUCUAAAGCAGGCUGUCCUGGCCAAGCCCCCGGGUUACGUGGUUGCUCAAUCGGACCGGGUUCCAAUGCCGCAGUUCAAAAACGUUGUAGUCCCUCCCGUGUCCAUGAGCUCUUAUUUGCCAGCCAGCAAGGGAAUACUUUUAAAGCCAAACAAGCUGUGCGUUUUGCAACCUACUAAUAAGGGAAAUGUUCUUACACCUUUUAAUAAUGGCCGAAAGCCUGUUACUUAAGUAACGAUUUAUCUGGAAAAUUAUUCAUUAUUCAUUAUUUUCGGUUAAUAAUAAAACCUACGGAAAAUGCUAGAGCAAGCGGAGAGAGGAGAGACUAAGAAA
Drosophila suzukii is the source of this 2031-nucleotide messenger RNA. It is a transcript of the gene mia, whose product is annotated as meiosis I arrest. Gene Ontology annotation, cellular component: SLIK (SAGA-like) complex; SAGA complex; transcription factor TFIID complex. Gene Ontology annotation, molecular function: RNA polymerase II general transcription initiation factor activity; transcription coactivator activity; protein heterodimerization activity. The record is from RefSeq and is a predicted model, not a curated record. Gene Ontology annotation, biological process: RNA polymerase II preinitiation complex assembly; transcription initiation at RNA polymerase II promoter. Lineage: Eukaryota; Metazoa; Arthropoda; Insecta; Diptera; Drosophilidae.